Messenger RNA from Suncus etruscus (white-toothed pygmy shrew), 1846 nucleotides. Its product is annotated as solute carrier family 22 member 5. The transcript has 10 exons. The record is from RefSeq and is a predicted model, not a curated record. Gene Ontology annotation, molecular function: ATP binding; transmembrane transporter activity. Bases 1 to 1674 code for a protein of 557 amino acids. Gene Ontology annotation, biological process: carnitine transport; transmembrane transport. NCBI's taxonomy places the organism in Eukaryota, Metazoa, Chordata, Mammalia, Eulipotyphla, Soricidae. Gene Ontology annotation, cellular component: membrane.
AUGCGGGACUACGACGAGGCGACGGCGUUCCUGGGCCAGUGGGGGCGCUUCCAGCGCCUCGUCUUCUUCCUGCUGAGCGCCAGCAUCAUCCCCAACGGCUUCAACGGGAUGUCCGUGGUGUUCCUGGCGGGGACCCCCGAGCACCGCUGCCGGGUGCCGGCCGCCGCCAACCUGAGCGCCGCGUGGCGCAACCACAGCGCCCCGCUGCAGCUGCGGGACGGCCGCUGGGUGCCCCACGCCUGCCGCCGCUACCGGCUCGCGGCGCUCGCCAACUUCUCGGCGCUCGGGCUGGAGCCCGGCCGCGACGUGGCCCUGGAGCGGCUGCCGCUCGAGGGCUGCCUGGACGGCUGGGACUUCAGCCGCGACGUCUACCUCGACACCAUCGUCACCGAGUGGAACCUGGUAUGCGAGGACGACUGGAAGGGCCCGUUCGCCAUCUCCUUGUUUUUCGGGGGUGUGCUUGUGGGCUCCUUCAUCUCGGGGCAGCUCUCAGACAGGUUUGGUCGGAAGAACGUGCUGUUUGUGACCAUGGGCAUGCAGACAGGCUUCAGCUUCCUACAGGUCUUCUCGAAAAACUUUGAGAUGUUUUCCGUGUUAUUUUUCCUCGUAGGCAUGGGCCAGAUCUCCAACUAUGUGGCAGCAUUUGUCCUGGGCACAGAAAUUCUUGGCAAGUCCGUUCGUCUUAUAUUCUCCACGCUAGGAGUGUGCAUAUUUUACGCAAUUGGUUUCAUGCUGCUGCCCCUGAUUGCUUACUUCAUCAGAGAGUGGCGGAUGCUGCUGCUGGCACUCACGCUGCCCGGGGUGCUGUGCGUGGUGCUCUGGUGGUUCAUCCCGGAGUCUCCCCGGUGGCUUCUAUCUCAGGGACGGUUUCAAGAGGCUGAGGUGAUCAUCCGCAAAGCUGCCAAAAUCAAUGGGAUUGUUGCACCCUCAGUUAUCUUUGACCCAAGUGAGCUACAAGAUCUGAAUGCCAGCAAGCCGCAGUCCCACAGUAUACUGGAUCUGCUCCAAACACGGAACAUCCGCGUGGUUACCAUCAUGUCCAUAAUUCUGUGGCUGACCAUAUCGGUGGGCUACUUUGGGCUGUCCCUUGAUACACCAAACCUGCAUGGAGAUGUUUAUGUGAACUGCCUACUGUCGGCCAUGGUGGAAGUCCCGGCCUAUGUGCUGUCCUGGCUGCUGCUGCGCCACCUGCCCCGGCGCUAUUCCAUGGCUGCAGCGCUCUUCCUGGGCGGCAGUGUGCUUCUCUUCGUGCAAUUGGUGCCCAAAGAUUUGUAUUAUUUGUCUACCGUGCUGGUGAUGGUGGGCAAGUUUGGAAUCACCGCUGCCUUUUCCAUGGUCUAUGUGUACACAGCCGAGCUAUACCCCACAGUGGUCAGAAACAUGGGCGUGGGGGUCAGCUCCACUGCCUCCCGCCUGGGCAGCAUUGUGUCCCCCUACUUUAUUUACCUUGGUGCCUAUGACCGCUUCCUGCCCUAUAUUCUCAUGGGAAGUCUGACCAUCCUGACAGCCAUCCUCACCUUGUUCCUCCCAGAGAGCUUCGGCAUGCCACUCCCAGACACCAUCGACCAGAUGCUACGGGUCAAAGGAAUAAAAUACAGACAAGCUCCAAGCCAGCCCAAAAUGCUAAAAGAUGGCGAGGAAAACCCCACGGUCCUGACUAGCACAGCCUUGUAGCAAGUGAGAAGGAAAGAGUAGAAGGCACAGCUGGUGCAGAUACCUUCGUCAGUGGCAACAGUCUCUGUCACCUGUUCUGUGGACCUGGGAUGUGACUCUUUGGGGAAUAGACAGCUCAUCUCAGAGGCUGGCCAUGGACCUAGAGUACUGUUUACCAUCCAAGGACACUGUG